ACUCUCUGUUCAUUCAUAACGCAACUCUGGAUUAUCAAGCCUCCGCUGAGAAGCUCCUUCUCCGAGGACUUCGGAAGAAACAACUGAGGAAACGACCACCUCUGCCAGCGUCUGCUUCUCUCAAAAGAAAUAUAAAACACAACCAGAAUUGUAUCACUGAUACUAAAACCAUGAAAAUGUCAGCAGAGCAGAUUUCCGAGGUCCUAAAAGAGGGAGAGCUGGAGAAGAGGAGUGACAACCUCCUUCAGUUCUGGAAAAGGAAGACAUGUGUCCUGACCACGGAUAGCCUCAACAUCUACGCCGACACACAGAAGCGCACCAAGAGCAAGGAGCUCAAACUCCAGUCUAUCAAGAAAGUGGACUGUGUUGAGCGCACCGGCAAAUUUGUCUACUUCACCAUUGUUACCACGGACAAUAAGGAGAUAGAUUUUCGGUGCUCCGGUGACGAUAACUGCUGGAAUGCAGUGAUCACCAUGGCACUGAUUGACUUCCAGAACAGAAAGGCUAUUCAGGACUUUAAAACGCGACAGGACGACGAGAGCGGGUCCCCGGGACAGCACGAGAGCCGCAUGGCCAGAGCUCCCUGAAUGGCUUUGGGAGAUUAGCUACCACACUCCGAAUAUGAGUCAGUUAUGGACCAUGAAGAACAGGAACUUGGACCAAAGAAAGACGUCACCCGGUCCGUGGAUGAAGGAUUGUUCGGGACAGAUCAGCGCAUUCCCUUAGGGACCUCUGUCCUGAUAAGCUUCUAAAAGAGAAUUUAAAAUGCUCAAAACUCAAGACUGAAUCAUUGAACUUUCAAGUAUUUCAAAGUGCGCUUUUCUGAGGAGGGAUGCCUAAAGAAUGACAUUGCAAAAAUGUGUUAAUUUAUUUGUCAAGAUAAUGUUUUUCUUGGAUACAUGCUUAUGUUGUUUAAAUUAUUUACUAUUUCAGUGUGUAUUUAUUUGAAUAAAUAUUCAUACAUUUUUG
Molecule: messenger RNA, 969 nt
Organism: Salmo salar (Atlantic salmon)
Lineage: Eukaryota; Metazoa; Chordata; Actinopteri; Salmoniformes; Salmonidae
Gene: phlda2
Product: pleckstrin homology-like domain, family A, member 2
Biological process (GO): positive regulation of apoptotic process
Molecular function (GO): phosphatidylinositol phosphate binding
Source: RefSeq, marked provisional